AUGUCAUUGAAAAGUAUCAUUGCUGACUUGAACAAGGGUGACAAACUAAAUGGUGAAAAUUACGACAUCUGGAGUCGUAAAAUGUGGUAUGUACUCGAAGAGCAAUAUGCUAUUGAAGGUAUUAACCAUGUUAUGAGUCACCCAGAGGAGGGUAACACUGCCCAACACAGGAGGGAUCUAGAAACUUACAAUAUUUUGAAAAAGAAAAAUUCCACUACAUGUGGAAUUAUUGUAAGUUCAGUUGUUGAUGAUCUCAUCCACGAAUGUGAGCAAUAUCCUACUACUCAAGCAAUAUGGGCACAUUUUAGAGAGGCAUAUGGGAGUACAACUGUAACUCGCCUUCGACAGCUAACAAUCAAGUUUGACACGUACAAAAAACGUCAUGAUCACAAUGUCAAGCAACAUCUAAGGGUGAUGCCAAAUAUGAUUGCUCAACACAAAAGUGUUGGUCAUGUUCUCUCUAAUGAGCAGCAGGUUCAGGCAGUGAUUCGCAUUAAAACUUUUGCUGAUGUUACUCGUCAUGUGGAGCUUGAAGAUGAGUGGUUUGGUACUGCUAAAGUUGUACCUAAUGCCUUUGUGGCAGAAUCAAGUGGUACAAAGAGAUCAAGCUUCAAACGCAAGAGAAACUGA
This is a messenger RNA of Nicotiana tabacum (common tobacco), 630 nucleotides long. NCBI's taxonomy places the organism in Eukaryota, Viridiplantae, Streptophyta, Magnoliopsida, Solanales, Solanaceae. The record is from RefSeq and is a predicted model, not a curated record.